AUGUCCCUGGCCUCCACACAGCAUCCCUUCAAUAAUACUUUACCUUCAACAUCCACCAACGACAUUGAGAGUAAGAAUCCCCCUGACGAGACAGAAGCAAACAUAAGUACGAUUAUUGGGGCAUAUACAAACGGUCAGAAACACACCUCUAUGGAACGAGGGUCUACCGCAUACACGCAGUCAGGUUUGCAAACGCCCUAUCCACACGCCUUCACAGACGCUCAAUCUGAAGAUUCCCCUGCAGAUAAUACAUCUGCUGCGCAGUAUCCACCACAACAUCAAGACGUUCGUUCGAACCAAUACUCAACAACAGCCACUCCAACCUCCGAGUACGGUGCUGCUUACCCCCCAUCGUCGGCGCGUUCAGCCAACUUUGAUCACUUACACAGAGCACAUUAUUCGAACAAUAAUAGCAAUAGCAGUGGAGGAAUGGCUCAACCAACAAGUCCGUCAAUACCUUUGCAAGAUGGCCGUUCAACCCAUCAAUCUUCGCAAAUCAAGUCUGACCAGGAUGUUCCUAUAGAUCCAUCAAUUGCUGCCUCCAGCCCAACUUACCCUCCGUACAACCCACAACACGCCACCUACUCCGCACAAGAACAGAUGCAUCACCCAUACCCACCGACACAUUCCGGCGGCUCGAUGUACUCGCAACCAAGACCCAAUUGGCACGGUUACGCCGACCCCUCUGCCCCUAAUCCUAAUGUCGCAAACCACCCAAAUCACCCAAAUGUCGCAAACCAUCCAGCCGGCAUGGUCCCAACUCCUUAUACAUCUGCCAGUCCUCAAGCCCAGUCGCUCCCAGCUUCCGCAGGACGACCCAGCCAAGACGCGCGCUUACCCCAGAUUUACUCAUUUGUCCCAAUCCCUGGUUCUAGUCAGCAGAAGCGACCUAGAAGACGAUUUGAAGAAAUUGAACGUAUGUAUAAGUGUGGACACCAAGGUUGUGAGAAAGCGUAUGGUACAUUGAACCAUCUUAAUGCUCACGUAACCAUGCAAUCCCAUGGAAACAAACGUACACCAGAAGAAUUCAAAGAAAUUCGAAAGGAGUGGAAAGCUCGCAAGAAGGAGGAGGAACAGCAACGCAAGGAGCAAGAAGUCGCUCGUGCCGGUGGUGCUCCCGCUGUUCCGGAAGCCCAUCCCGAGGCCGGCUCUGCGGCCUAUUCGCGGUCGACUGUCCAACUUCCACCCAUUUCCAACCCUAUUGGGUAUCAACCUGGUGCACAGGUUCCAAACCAAUACCAGCAAAGCCAAGCACCAGCUUCUUCCGUCCAACAUUUGCAAGGCUACGGCAAUGCCCAGCCAAACAUGGAUCACUACACCGGGUACCCAGCUUCGCCUUACGGGUCUUCAAACCAUAUGUAUAGCCACCAAUCUAAUCCAGCUCAAACUAAGUAUGAGCAUUAAGUCGUAUCAUAUGUAUCAUAUCUGGGUUCGCGUUUGAGGUUGUUCGGGUUUGCAAGUUUUCCUUUUCAAAGUUUUUAGAAGGACCUUUUCUAUUCGGUUCGCUGCCGUACAUGAUGCAAAUAUUUGAUGAUCACGUAGUUCUAUGUGGAAAACACGGUACAUGGGGUGGUGGAUGGUUGUAUUCUCUCGCAUUUGGUUAUGGCUGUUACUACCUCCUUGGGGGAUUGAAUACACGCCACUUUAUUUUUCAUUACUCUACACGCAAACGGAACGGGGUUGGGGAGUUGUCAUACACGCAUGAGGGGUUUGAUCCGGGUGUGGCUGUUAGGCUUCACGGUGCGUGAAAACAAAAGGAGUUUCUUUAGUAACAGGCAAAGAAAGGAGAUGGGGCAUUCAGAUUAUUUUGCCGGGUUUGAAAGUCACAACUUUAUGUUUGCGGUCUGCGUUAUUCUAUUAGUUUUGAUGAAUAAACCAAUAGUUUAACAGCAUUUUCGCAAAAUUGUUUUAUUGUUGAGUCUGCAUAUCAUAUUUUAUGAGGGUUAUUGGGACAAAGUUGGGCAAAAGUUUAUGUACUACAAAGCAACCAAUGAUGAUAUUCCAUUGUUGGUAAUUGUUAGUUAGUACGAUAAUCGAAGAAACUUGUCGAGCUAUAGAGAUUAUAAAAGUGUCCAGAUUUUUGAGUUGUUGAUUGUUUAGUUUAUGUGUAUAUAUGCAUGUAUGAUGUUGGUAGUAGUGUUGAUAAUGUUGAGGAUGGGGAUAGGGAUGGGGUUGAUAUU
This is a messenger RNA of Botrytis byssoidea, 2180 nucleotides long. RefSeq lists its product as uncharacterized. The record is from RefSeq and is a predicted model, not a curated record. Lineage: Eukaryota; Fungi; Ascomycota; Leotiomycetes; Helotiales; Sclerotiniaceae. Gene Ontology annotation, biological process: regulation of DNA-templated transcription. Bases 1 to 1404 code for a protein of 467 amino acids. The transcript is spliced from 4 exons.